Messenger RNA from Ogataea haglerorum, 1164 nucleotides. RefSeq lists its product as uncharacterized. Gene Ontology annotation, molecular function: alpha-1,6-mannosyltransferase activity. The coding region runs from base 1 to 1164 and encodes 387 amino acids. Lineage: Eukaryota; Fungi; Ascomycota; Pichiomycetes; Pichiales; Pichiaceae. Gene Ontology annotation, cellular component: mannan polymerase complex. The transcript has a single exon. Gene Ontology annotation, biological process: protein N-linked glycosylation. The record is from RefSeq and is a predicted model, not a curated record.
AUGCCCUCAUUCGUCUCGUCUGGCAUCAAUAGCGACCAGCUUCUCAAGCGAAAACUCGCCAGAGGCAAAUAUGUCUGGUUCAUCAGCAUAGCCGUUUUCCUUUUUUUCGAGGUGGCUUUGCAAACCGCAUACAGCACGAUGAAGCUUGUUUUCAGCUCCCCUAGCCUACCUGAAACAAGCUCUCGGACCAGCACCAAGCCCGUGGACAGUUCAUCCCCGAUCGAAACGAAACUGCUGGCUAUGUUCCCGUUUGAAGACGCCGACCCCGAGAAUAACAUUUUCCAACUCUGGGGUUUUGAGUCUCAGACAGGCGAUAUGCCCCAAGAGGUGAGCGAAAUGGUGCAUAAAUGGAGCUCAGAAAACCCAUCGUAUGUGCACAGUGUCCUUGAAGUAAGCCAGGCGGAAGCUUUGGUGGAGGAAAUGCUCAUAACUAGCGUUCCUGAGGUGUGGCAAGCAUACAAAGGACUGCCCCAUCCUCGCCACAGGUACGAGUUCCUCAAGUAUCUGUUGAUAUAUCUGUUUGGGGGAACUUACGUGGACACUUACGUCGAGCUUCAGAAGCCGAUUAACGAGUGGUACCAUCCACGGAUGAUGUACGGACGCCUCUACGUUGGGAUUCUGGGCGAUUCAAACGAGCCAGACUAUGAUCAGCAUCUGAAUAGACGGCUGACGUUCUCCACCAGCGUGUUUCAGGCCAGGUCUGGGCAUCCAUUUCUAGCAAAGCUGAUUACCCGUAUAUCGCACACUGCGUUGCAACAGACCAAGAAACUGAAGAAGAUUGACUGGGAAGCAGCUUUCCACAAAUCCGACUCGACGGGAGAGCCUAGCGUCUCGCUCACAGGGCCGUCGAUCUUCACAGACACUCUCAUGGACUACCUGAACAGUAUUCCUAACGCUGUUCAUGUCUCUGUCGCGAAAACAUUGCAGAGCCCCAUCGUCGGACCCGAGGUGCCGAAAUCGCAACGGUUCUCGUACAAAACGUUUACACAGAUUCAGGCACCCUCGCAGGUCGAGGAUGUGGUGAUCUACCCACAAGUUUCGUUCCAAGGUCUACCGGAUGGCCAAGAGCACGACUCCUCUAACUAUCUCUAUGCCAAGCCGCGAGACUUCUUUAAGUGGGGGUACAAAUCGAACUUGCAUCUGAAAACCCCGGAAUCUGGCUAG